Pseudophryne corroboree (corroboree frog) is the source of this 5273-nucleotide messenger RNA. RefSeq names its product Yip1 domain family member 7 (gene YIPF7). The record is from RefSeq and is a predicted model, not a curated record. Lineage: Eukaryota; Metazoa; Chordata; Amphibia; Anura; Myobatrachidae. Gene Ontology annotation, biological process: vesicle fusion with Golgi apparatus; endoplasmic reticulum to Golgi vesicle-mediated transport. Gene Ontology annotation, cellular component: trans-Golgi network. Bases 120 to 911 code for a protein of 263 amino acids. The transcript has 6 exons.
UAGACCAUUAUAAAUAGAACACUGAUCUUCAGUAUAGGAACUGCAAAACAACUGUUGCACUUCUAAAGUCUAGCCUUCAUUUAAGGUAAAUCAAGUAUCAUAAAAUAAAAGUCACAGCAAUGGAUCAAUUUGAUUCAGACUUCUAUCAAUCAGAUUAUAUUAUUGAGGACACUGGUGAAGGACCUUAUCUUAGUGGGAGAAGCAGCGUAUCUGGGGGAAACAUGUGCGUAAGCUGUAAACAGGGUGUAACUGCCUUCACACCAAAAAUGAUAGGGCCAAGAGAGGCAGAAUUUAUGCAGACGGGAAUGAUAUCAUCUCCUUUGGAGCAAACAGGGUACGUUUAUGAAGAACAGUCAUAUAACUCGUUUUAUAAAUUCCAGAAGAGUGACAGCUUCGAAGAGGAACUGCCAUUGUUGGAAGAACUGGGCAUUAAUUUUGAUCACAUCUGGCAGAAGACAUUAACAGUGCUAAACCCAUGGAAGCCAGCAGAUGGCAGUAUUAUGAAUGAAACUGACCUGACAGGCCCUCUGAUGUUCUGCUUUGCUCUUGGCGCCACGCUCUUGCUGGCAGGAAAGAUUCAUUUUGGCUACGUGUACACGAUGAGUAUAUUUGGCUGCCUGGGAAUUCAUGCUUUAUUAAAUCUGAUGAGUGUCACAGGUGUCACACAUGGAUGUGUUGCCAGUGUCUUGGGAUACUGCCUUCUUCCUAUGGUGAUACUGUCCUGCUUUGCCAUAGUGUUUUCUUUACAGGGAAUUGCUGGGACAAUCUUAGCAGCUUCUAUAAUCGGGUGGUGCAGUUUUUCAGCUUCAAAAAUAUUCAUCACUACGUUGGGAAUGGAAGGACAGCAGCUUCUUGUUGCAUAUCCCUGUGCUUUGCUUUAUGGACUUUUUGCAUUGUUAACUGUAUUUUGAAAUGUCUAUGUUCAAUGAGCAAAGAAAAGGCAAAAGACAUCACAAAUGUCUAUCUUUAUGUCCAAUAAGCUACGGUAAUUGAAUAACGCUGAUAGGCUUGGCCUUUUUUGUUAUCUUUAUCUGUUAGUAUAUUAUUUUAUUAUAACCAUACUGUAUGAUGAGUAAAAUCCCACACAUACAUAUUUGCCGAUAUAGGAUGGUACAUGUAAGCUUUAGUUUAGAACAACAGUAAUGUUUAGACUUCUUUGGGAGUAUUCCAGUUUUAUACAGUUGCACUAGGCAUGGGCGCCGAGAGGAGAUGGGUAGUGGGUACUAGUUACCUAGGCCCGGGUUUGUUGGAGAGACCUGGCAGAGGCCUGCCUUGGUCAGCUAGGAGGACAUUGACCCUCUUUGCAGCACUGCUGAGAAAUACAAAUGUCUUUCUGUGUGGCCGCCGGUGCCCACUGUGCAGCCAGGGCAUAAACAAAUAGGGUUUUACAUUUUCUUUUUAGGUGGCUUGGUCAUGCCUCCCUAGAUUUGGCCACAGAGUUCUUAGGACACAGGCCAUUGGCCGAUCUCGGUGGCCCUGGCUCUGGGUAACAGACACUGCUAAUCAGUCUUAGGACUACAAAGCCUUUUGUCUUCCCAGCAAGUGCCAAGCAGUAGCUGCUUCAGCUUGGUUAUAAAUAAUAUCAUAGGUGAGUAUCUAAUACUUCUUAGUGCUGCUAAUGGAUGUAUAUGCAUGUAGUGGAGGAGGUUUUAAGUAUUAUUUAUUAAUAGCUAUUUAUAUAGCACCAAGGGCGUAGCUACCAUAGGUGCAGGGAGUGCAGCUGAUAUGGGGCCCAGAGCUGAGAGGGGCCCACCUUUCCUGUCACAGUUACAUGUGUUAUAUAAAUUUUUCACCAUUGGGUGGUACAUAGGGGCUCUUACAAACUUUUGCCUUUCGGCCAACAUGCCUAGUUACGCCCCUGAAUCUGCUCAUUGUACUGUGGUUUAAAAUGAUCUGGAGGGCAUCAUAAUGUUACAUAUAGUAGUAUGAACUGGGGCACUGUAAUGUGGCACCAUAUGAAGUGGGGGCACUUUAAUGUGGCAUAAUAUGGACUGGGGACACUGUAUAUAGUAAUGUGAAUUAGGGGUACUGUAUUGCAUAAUGGUGGUCAUUCUGAGUUGUUCGCUCGCUAGCUGCUUUUAGCAGCAUUGCACACGCUAGGCCGCCGCCCUCUGGGAGUGUAUCUUAGCUUAGCAGAAGUGCGAACGAAAGAUUAACAAAACUGCUACUAAAUAAUUAUUUGCAGUUUCUGACUAGCUCCAGACCUACUCCUAGAUUGCGAUCACCUCAGUCCGUUUAGUUCCUGAUUUGACGUCACAAACACGCCCUGUGUUCAGCCAGCCACUCCCCCGUUUCUCCAGCCACUCCUGCAUUUUUACCUGGAACGCCUGCGUUUUUUUAGCACACUCCCUGAAAACGGCCAGUUUCCGCCCAGAAACACCCACUUCCUGUCAAUCGCACUACGAUCACUCGAGUGAGGAAAAAACGUCGCUCGAGCUUGUGUAAAUCUACUAAGUUUUUAGUUAAAUAACUAAGCGCAUGCGUGCUGCGUACCAUGCGCAUGCGCAUUUAGCAACAAAUCGCAGCAUAGCGAAAAUCGGCAACGAGCGAACAACUCGGAAUGACCACCAAUGUGUACUGGCAGCCCUACAAUGUAACACAUUAUGGUUUAUAAAAUAAACAAGGGCAGUACUAUGGGGCUUAACAUUAACAAAGGCACUAUUGUAGUUCAGUAAAUAAUAGGGCACUAUUAUAGGGCAUACAAUAAACAACUGCUGCAGAGAGAUAUCUCUCUAGAAGCAUUGGGACAGGGGCCCCUUCAAAAUGUUGCUAUGGGGCCCAUAAAGCUCUGACUACACCCCUGUAUAGCACCUACAUGUUACGCAGUGCUUUAAAAAGAAUAUUUAAUAAUUCACAACUGUCCCUGCCUCAGUGCAGCUUGCAAUCUAUAUUCCCUGCCACACACAUACAAUAUUGCAUAUAUUAUUUAACUUUUUUUAAGGCUAACAUACAGUAGAUUACAUUUUUUUGGCCUCAGAUAAAAUGGAAAACAAAAUUAAGAGAACAUGAUAUUCUAUGUACAGUAUAUGACAUCAUAAAUGUUAUUUAAAUGUACCCAACAGUAUACGGCUUAUGACAUUACACUGUCCCAGGAGAACACUAGCAUCUUUAAACCCACUGUCAGACAUGAUGCUGCAAUCGGGGUCAGAUGUAUGUAAUGGAUUUACAUUUACCAAGUCCUUAAAGAGAGAACCCAGCACUAACACUGUAGAUGUGUUCUGCUAAAUUGACAUUAUCUACCGUUACAGAAAGGCUACUGUAUUACACAUUUAACCCUUGUGAUGACUAGUGGGAGAAAUAGUUCAAUUGGUAUUAAUACUAGCAGAGGCAUGUAUCUGAGGUUGGGGUACAUCCAAGAAUUAGUAGAUUCCCCCAAAUAGGGGAUGUCUGCUCAGUGCCCUCACAAAAUCAAAUGUCCAGAUUCCUUACUGGUAAUCAAGUAUUAGAGACAGAAAGCCAUAUUAGGAUAAUAGAUGACCACGCAAUUGUAGCUGCUUAAAUUCACUCAAGACCAGACGCGUUUCAGCAAAACACUAGUGAUUUCAACAGAGGAUGACGUGCUCUGCUAGGGUUCUAAUGCAAAGUAAGUACUACUUUAGUUGGCUUAGCUCAAUUUAUGUAAAAUCAAACUAUUCUCAGCCAGAUAAAUGACACAAGCACAUGCAGAUUAACAUAAUUCUGGCACUCAUGACAGCCUUCAUCUAGAGACGCAUGAUGGGGAUGGAAGGGGUGUCCCCACAUAAGCUGAGUAUAGUAAGGUUUUGUUCAUGCAAUUGUGAACACAUGCAGCUUGAGGCACAGAUGCAUCUAUGCCUGAGAAAGCUGCAGUCUUUGGUCAAGGGCAGAUGCAAAUAGUGGAUGAUGAUGAUUACGGUUGCCACCACUAGCAAACCUGUCGCCAUUGGCUGUUUGUGAAUACAUUACUGAUGCUUGUUAGUGUUUUCUUUCUAAUUUGGGCAUAUAUUGUGCUCUUGUAUGCAUGUUUAAGCAAUUUUUUCCUAAAAUGAAUUGAGUGAAAUCAGUGCCUGAUGUCAAGGGCAUAGCUACAAUAGGUGCAGGGAGUGCGGGUGCUAUGGGGCCCAUGCUACCUCCGGGGACCGGCCUUCAAUCUUAGGGCCGGCGGAGGUUUGGGGCACUUUGAUGGUGCGCAGUGUGGGGCGAUGGAGAAGGGUAAAAUACUAUGCAGUAUCUGUGAAUGUGACACUGGCAUUACAAUCACACCCCCAACUGGGCCUCUGAGACUUCUGCAGGACUUUGGUCCGUGCCCUGCAAUCCCCUUGGUUGCUUAAUACCCCCCCAUGCUCCCCAGCUGGGCCGAUUCAUACUGUAAUUGUGGCAGUUGUGAUCGGGCAUUUGUUGCCUUUUUGCAUGCCCUAGGAGGGACCAGCCAACUUAUAACAGCUUGCAGCGUGUCUCCACUUCCUAACUUCCAACCAACCCUGCGGUGCAUUCCUAUGAUUGCGAUUUGUGCACUGCUGCAGGAAGGAAGGAUCCAAUUAGUUCCUCCAUCUCCACUGAUUCCUUGUGAGCAGCAGCCACCAGGCACAUUAGGCAGUGAGGUGAGCACUAGCAAGCCCCUUACGGGCUCGCUGCAUGCACGGUGGCUCGCUGCGCUCACCACAGGAUUUAUUCUCCCUCUAUGGGUGUUGUGUACACACAUAGAGGGAGAAAAGCCUGUGGCGGCGGGAUUCCGGCCUCGGUAUUUCAGCGCUAGUUGGGAUUCCGGGAUCCCGACUAGUAUGGAAACCGCUUCCCCUUCAUGGAAGCCUUCAAACUCCGUGUUGUAUCAGCAUCUGAGUCAGAUCUACAAGUGAGCCAGCACCAGCUUCAUCAGGCCAUCUCUCCAGGACCUUUGAAAUCAGGUCUAUUGACAUGCCCCAUGCAGGUACACAAGGGAUUAAUGCGCUAGCAGCUGUACAUCUAAUUUUUACUAGUUCACAGUAAAGUUAAUAUGAAUAUCAUGUUUAAUUACAAAAAAAACACAUGAAUUGGGAGCAACAACUGACACCUUUUAGGCAAGCAUACAAUAACUGAAUAAUAUUUACUCAUCCCAUGAAUAUUCUAACAGUAAUGUCUCUUCAAUCAGCUCUCAUCUCUGCCUCCUCCUCUUUUAUUCCCCCAUUCUUUUUAUUUCUCUCACUCAUCUUCCCCAAUUCAUUCUCUCUCUCCACUGUCUUCCCUUAUUGCUCCUAUCUCACUCUGGGGAUGAUUACAUUUUGUGUGCUAUGAAUAGCACUGGGAAGGAGGUCAGGGUCUGUGAUCUGUGCUGCUAG